CGAGCUCCGGGGCGCCGGCGGAGGAGCCCGGGCAGUCCUGCCGCGCGGGGCGCUGGAAGCGGAGGGGCCGCGGGGAGCGCAGCGCAGCGCCCGGAGCCCGGCAGUGGCGGCAGCAGCAGCAGCGGACGGAAGGAGCCGAGCUCGCUCCGCGCUCCCCUGAAUGACGGGCGGCAGGUUCGACUUCGACGAUGGCGGCACCUACUGCGGCGGCUGGGAGGAGGGCAAAGCCCACGGGCACGGCAUCUGCACCGGGCCCAAGGGGCAGGGCGAGUACGCGGGCUCCUGGUCCCACGGCUUCGAGGUGGUGGGCGGCUACACCUGGCCCAGCGGCAACACCUACCAGGGCUACUGGGCGCAGGGCAAGCGCCACGGGCUGGGCGUGGAGACCAAGGGCAGGUGGAUGUACCGGGGCGAGUGGUCCCACGGCUUCAAGGGGCGCUACGGGGUGCGGCAGAGCCUCACCACCCCGGCCCGCUACGAGGGCACCUGGAGCAACGGGCUGCAGGACGGCUACGGCGUGGAGACCUACGGGGACGGAGGUACAUACCAGGGACAGUGGACAGGAGGGAUGCGGCACGGAUAUGGUGUACGUCAAAGUGUACCUUAUGGCAUGGCAACUGUGAUCCGUUCACCCCUCCGAACAUCUCUAGUCUCACUUCGUAGUGAGCAGAGCAAUGGCACUGUUCUGCAUGACAUUACUUCAGACAGCCCAGCUGGAACAAGAGGUGGGUUUGUUUUGAAUUUUCACAGUGAACCGGAAGCCAUGGGUAGUAAGAAAAGAGGAGGCUUGUUCAGAAGAGGAUCCCUUCUUGGUAGUAUAAAACUUAGAAAAUCUGAAUCUAAAUCAUCAAUAUCUAGCAAACGUAGCUCUGUCAGGAGUGAUGCUGCUAUGAGCAGAAUUAGUUCUAGUGAUGCCAACUCUACGAUUAGUUUUGGAGAUGGUGACUGUGAUUAUUGCCCUAUGGAAGACCAUGUUGAUGCCACCACAACAGAAACGUACAUGGGAGAGUGGAAGAAUGACAAGCGCAAUGGUUUUGGUAUUAGUGAGCGUUCAAAUGGUAUGAAAUAUGAAGGAGAAUGGCUAAAUAAUAAAAGGCAUGGAUAUGGAUGCACCAUAUUUCCAGAUGGCACAAAGGAAGAGGGAAAAUAUAAAAACAAUGUUUUGGUCCGUGGAAUAAGGAAGCAACUUAUACCAAUAAGAAACACCAAAACUAAAGAAAAAGUGGAGAGAGCCAUAGAGGGUGCACAAAGGGCAGCUGCUAUGGCAAGAACCAAAGUGGAAAUUGCAUCUUCAAGAACGGCACAUGCAAGAGCUAAAGCUGAUGCUGCGGAUCAGGCUGCUCAGGCUGCUCGCCAGGAAAGUGAUAUUGCAAGAGCAGUUGCCAGAGAACUUUCACCAAGUUUCUACCAACCAGGCCCUGAUUAUAUCAAACAAAGAUUUCAAGAAAGCGUGGAGGUAAAAGAAAACCCUGAAGAAAAGGUUCAAGAAAAAACACCUUCCCCCAAAGAGUCUCCUCAUUUUUAUCGAAAAGGCACCACACCUCCUAGGACACCUGAAGUAAGCCCAAAGCACAGUUCUCCUCUUCCAUCUGAGCCUUCCCCUACUAAACAAUUGAAAAGACAAAACUCCAGCUCAAAGGUCAGACUCACUCAAGAAAAAAAGAGUUUAGCUAGUGAGACUGUAACAGCCGUGGUCAACAAGCCUCUAUAUUCAAAAGUACCCAUGAAGGAGGAGAUAGUGGUGAAACAUCAGCCAAAGUUUUCAGCCCACCACAAUCCCAUCAGCGCAGAGAAUGGGGAACUGCAUGGUCAUUACCAUGGCUACUACGUAAAAAUGAAUCCAACACUGCUUCCACAUGAGCUCAGGGAGGAGGAUGAAGAUGUCAACCCAUCACCUUCAGCACUCACACGGAUACCAACUCCACAGAAGCCAAGUCCUGCCAGAUCUGUGACUAAUCCAGAUGCCAAAGAAAGCAAAUCUGAUACAAAAGUAAAGAAACCUGAACUUGCUGCACCAAAGAAUUCCGCUAAUAAUGAGUCCCAUUCUUCAGCAGAAAAAGAAGUGGAAAUCCAUUCGCUUCAGAAUCAACCUAACAGAUCAACUUCAUCACCCAGGGUCCUAACUCAGUCUUGAUUGCCCUGGUAAUGCUGUUGAAUAUUGGUUUAGCCAUUCUUUUUGUCCAUUUUCUAACUUGACUGGAAUUAGAGAAGUGAAGUCAUGACAACUAGUGGUGUUAGCCCACAAUUCUCUGCAGUUGUCUCAUCAGCCUUUUAAAUGGCACCAGUCGUACUCAGACACAGGGAAGGAGGCUUGGAAUUAGGAUGGGACGCAAGAGAGAUGACACUUGGAAAAUUCAGCCAGGGGCCUGAUCUGUUUCUCUGCUGAUGAUUUGUGGCUUUGGGGUCCUUUGGAAGCUGAAGCAAGCAGCCAUGUUGGAAAACAACAACAAAAAUCUGCUGAAGCAGCCCAACCAGUGAAGUGCAUUGGCUACUCCAUCUGUUCCAGCAGUGUGUGACUAAACUGGAAAUGUACGGAGCUGCACUUUUUGUUGAUGGGAGCUAACAGCUGCCUUAUUAUUUUACCGUCUGAUGUUUUUAGUAGGGAGAUCGGAAAACGACUGCCAGAGGAAUGUGGUCAGAGGAUUCAGUUGCUGUGGAAGUGAUUCCAGCGUUCACUCCUAUCUCAUUAGAAGAAAUAGUUAGCAGCAUCACUCACCAGUCUUAUUCCAUUACCUGCUGCUUUUAACAUCUCCUGCAAUGGUCAGGGAGAUUGAAUUUCAUUUGCUAGUGCAUGAUUCUGUUUUUGCUGCUGUUUUAAACCUGAUGUAUAGCCAUAAUAUAGUAUGUAGAGCAACCUGGAGAAAUGUACUAGUUGCAUCUAGCAGCAGAAGCUAAAAUCUGUUAUACAUAUAUAUAUUUUUUUAUCUGAAGGUACAAUUCUUGAAACUUGUUUUCCUAAAUUAUUAAGGUUUAGCAGGUAAUAUACAGUAAUGGCAAAGUUUUAAGCUGUCCUUUUUUGCUUCCAAAAAAAUGCUCAAAUGCUUGGGUCAAUAGCAAGCCAAUUUAUAAUACCGUGAGAAUCUUCAGGCAGUACCAAUACAUUAGAUAAAGGAGGCAGAAUAUCUUGAGAAAUAAGAUUCAAGUGUUGCAUGGUUUUUCUCCGACACCAGUGUUGUGGUAAUCGGUGAUUUGAAUGAUUAUAUUUUAAUACUGGGAUUUUUGCCAGCAGUUAAAGACAAGUCUUGUCCAAGUGGACAGUAAUGCCAAUGAAAGCUCAGCUAGUUACUACACACAAAAUUAUUAUUAAUUUUAAAAUACUAGCUUUGUGUUGAAUACAUUCAGGUAGAGCAUUUAGAUCCUUUAAAAUGAUUGUUUAUCAAUUUGAUGCCUUUAAUGUCUUUAAAGUCCGUAUAUAAUUUUACCUCAACAACAACAAAAGAAAGAGCCACAGAAAUUGUCAUUUGGAACAUUUGUCUUAAGUUGUUUUACAGUCCUAUGUUAUGCUGAUGUGAUCAGUGUUUUUUUCAUGUGCCAUUACACUGUAAUUACUGUACCCUAUAUUACUCAAAAGCAUGCUUCUUUACUUACAGAAGUUUAUGUGGUGUGAUCAUUUUAAAUUAAAAUAUUUACUUUCAAAUCAAAAAUAGAAAAGGGCUUGGAAUAUGGUUUAUUUUAUCUCUAUUAGAAAAGAUUUCAUAAUUUUUAGUUUUUGAACAUGUUUGUAAACUUUAUAAUUGUUUGCAUGGUUUAAUGGAGAAGUUUCUUAAAAGCUACAUUUGGUAUCUUUUGAUGCAGCACAUAAAGUAACAUAGGUAUGAAAUGAAUAUUAUGUAGCCUGAUACAGCUUAGUGCAGGGCAGUAACACGCUGUUUUAUGCAAAAGUAUGUUGAGAAUCCUGUGGUUUGACCUGUGUGGAAGAAAGCCGACAGAGAGGAAAGGAAAAUAACUGGUAUAUUUAUUCAUUUUUUAAAAUAAGUAAGAUCAUGUUUUACUUUUAAAUUUAAGAAAGUAAUUUUAAAAUUACUGUAAGCCUUGAUGUAAGGAUAAAUGCUCCUGCCCACCCCAUGUCUCCUUACAAAGAGAACUAAUUUUGUAACUGACAUUUAAUUCUUAUUCAAUGUUUAUUUAAAAUACUUGAUGCUCUGAAAAUGGGGUAACAAUCAGCUUCUGAAAGUGUUUAUAAAUUUAAGCAUGUUAGUACAAUUUAUAAAUAUGUAUGAUUUAUAAGCUUUUCUAAAACAAAGCUCAAAAAUUGUUGGUAUUUUUCUAAAAUGUGCACAGCUGUAUUUUACAUGAAAGGCUAUUUAUAAUUGGUUGUUAUACUGUACACUACAUUUCGGACAGCACAUGAAGCCUGCCAAUGUACUUAAUAAUGUCACUUUGUCUAUUUAAAGUUUCUUGCUGUGAAAAAAAUGAACUCUUUAUGUAGGAGUUUCUCUAUUUAUAAAAGUCUUGAACCCAAAAUGUAUAACGUACAGUUUCCACAACUGUAUUUGCUUUAAUAAAAAGUUGGUUAUUAAGA
Molecule: messenger RNA, 4522 nt
Organism: Mauremys reevesii (Reeves's turtle)
Lineage: Eukaryota; Metazoa; Chordata; Testudines; Geoemydidae
Gene: JPH1
Product: junctophilin 1
Exons: 7
Coding region: 161-2134 (657 amino acids)
Cellular component (GO): junctional membrane complex; plasma membrane; endoplasmic reticulum membrane
Source: RefSeq, a predicted model, not a curated record